GCAAGCCAAGUCUGAGCUGGAUCCAGGUGGGAAAGACAGCUUGACCUUGACGCCGCUCCGUAUCGACUACCCACCGCCGCCGCUCCUUCCGAGAUCUACGACCGAGCAUUCGCAAAUCCCGCCUUCGUAUCCGCUGGGAAUUCGAAGAUCCAGACCGAGAUUUAACUGUCGCAUAUCCUCGGAAAACAAUCCACCCCUCUCUUGCAAAGAUGGCGCCAGCAGCAAAGACAAGCUCCGGCAAGGAUUUGUACUCGGUCAUCCUGCCGACCUUUAACGAGCGCCAGAACCUGCCCAUCGUCACCUGGCUAUUGAACAAGACGUUCACAGAAAACAACAUCAACUGGGAGCUCAUCAUUGUCGACGACGGUUCCCCUGACGGCACACAAGAUGUCGCCAAGCAGCUCGUCGAGGUGUUCAAGCCGCAUGUCGUCCUCCAGACCAGGACAGGCAAGCUCGGUCUCGGCACAGCAUACGUCCACGGUCUUCAGUUCGCCAAGGGCAAUUACAUUAUAAUCAUGGACGCCGACUUCUCCCACCACCCCAAGUUCAUACCGCAGAUGAUCGAGAGGCAGAAAUCGGCCGACUACGACAUCGUCACGGGCACACGGUACGCCCCAGGAGGCGGCGUGCACGGCUGGGACCUCAAGAGGCGCAUGACGUCCAAGGGCGCCAACAUCCUGGCCGACACCCUGCUGCGGCCGGGCGUCAGCGACCUGACGGGCUCGUUCCGCCUGUACAAGCGCAAUGUGCUCGAGAAGCUGUUUGAGACCACCGACGUGCGCGGCUUCAGCAUGCAGAUGGCCCUUGCCGUCACGGCCAAGGCCAUGGGCUACUCGAUCGCCGAGGUCCCCAUCACGUUUGUCGACCGCGUCUACGGAGACAGCAAGCUGGGCGGGGAAGAGAUUGUCGAGUAUGCCAAGGGAGUCUUUUCGCUCUGGGCUAGGGUGUGAGGGGGAGGAUGAUGUAGCGGUGGGUGAGGGAGUUGGGCCAGACGCGGGAGAGGCCGGGCAGCGGUGCAUGAUACGGGUCCAUCCAGGGCGAACUUCGCUUUUUCAGCUGGGCUUUCCCUAUUUCGAGCGGAUUAAUGCGUGGAGUCUCUGGGUGUGCUACUUGAUAUCCCAGGCCGAAGGAACAGGUACAAGAUGAUAUCGACAGAAUACCCCAGAUUUUAAUGAUUCACUUUUCUUUUCCUUCUUUUUUUCGCAACUGACGUGGAAUUCGAACAGCAACAUCCAAGUUGAAAAAAAAGCCUGCUGCCAGCCCGGGCAUUUUGAGUUAACAAUACUUGUUCGUGGUCCCAAUGAUGUUGUUCUUCUGGUUGAAAGCAUAUCAAAUAACGGUACAGGAAACCUGUUUUGUAUUUAGGGGAGUCAUGUGAUCGAUAAGAUAACGCUAUUGCCCCUCAUGGCUGCUAAGCCC
Pyricularia oryzae 70-15 is the source of this 1419-nucleotide messenger RNA. RefSeq lists its product as uncharacterized. Bases 210 to 950 code for a protein of 246 amino acids. Gene Ontology annotation, molecular function: dolichyl-phosphate beta-D-mannosyltransferase activity. Gene Ontology annotation, cellular component: endoplasmic reticulum membrane. The record is from RefSeq and is a predicted model, not a curated record. The transcript is spliced from 3 exons. Gene Ontology annotation, biological process: GPI anchor biosynthetic process; protein O-linked glycosylation via mannose. Lineage: Eukaryota; Fungi; Ascomycota; Sordariomycetes; Magnaporthales; Pyriculariaceae.